This is a messenger RNA of Closterium sp. Naga37s-1, 534 nucleotides long. The record is from the annotation of a GenBank genome assembly. Lineage: Eukaryota; Viridiplantae; Streptophyta; Zygnematophyceae; Desmidiales; Closteriaceae.
AUGUGCUUGAUGAGCUCGGCUGCUCAUCACCUCUCCUCUCUGAGUUCUCCACAGGCGGUGGAAAAGAAGUGGAGUGAGAGCCUCAAGGGCAUGGCCAUGCGCCCUCCAUACGCCUUCGGCUGCAUCCUUCGCUUUCUCCUCAAGCCGCAGCCAGAUGUGAUCGCAAAGGCGGAAGCCAUGUACCACCGCCUCUUGUCCACCCCCGCCCCCUCCUCCCUGCUCCGCCAACCUCACUCUCCAACCGCUGCCCACUCCGGUGCCUCUGGUGGCUCCUCGGGCCACAGGGUGGCGGUGGUGGGGGUGCACCUGAGAGCGAACGACACGUUUGUGUGGGAGGGCAAGGAGGGGUUUGGGGAGCCCAAGGUGCUGAGCGACGGGGAGAGGGGCGUGCUGAUGGCGUGGGCUCACAGCUACAUGGCGUGCGCUGAGAAGCUGGAGUUCUGGUGGAUGCCCCCUCCCACCAGCGUUAGAUGGCUUGUCAUCAGCAACUCACGGCAACUCAAGGACGAUCUCAAGCUCAAAUACCCCCACAAG